Hydra vulgaris (swiftwater hydra) is the source of this 3157-nucleotide messenger RNA. RefSeq lists its product as uncharacterized. The record is from RefSeq and is a predicted model, not a curated record. Gene Ontology annotation, molecular function: metal ion binding. Lineage: Eukaryota; Metazoa; Cnidaria; Hydrozoa; Anthoathecata; Hydridae. Gene Ontology annotation, biological process: proteolysis.
UUGUUUAUUUUAAAUAUUCAAGACAUAAUUUUUCAUAAUAAACAUUUUGGAAUCCAAGUGACUGUUUAACCUUUUUAACUAUGGAAAAUUAUGAACUUCUUUCUACUGCAGUUGUGUCUGGAAUAAUCCCUGUGAAAAAGUAUCGAUCUAAACAAACAGGGUUUACAGUUUGCAUUGGAUUUGUGGAUGGACCUAUUGUUAAUGGAUACUUUUGUUUAGCAACUGAAGCACAUGAUGAUGAUGGUCUUCCUCAUACUUUAGAGCAUCUCAUUUUCAUGGGAAGUGAGGAAUACCCAUAUAAGGGUAUGCUUGAUUUGUUUGCAAAUCGAUGCCUUGCUCAAGGAACAAAUGCUUGGACUGAUACUGAUCAUACAUGUUAUACAAUGACAACUGCAGGAAGUGAAGGAUUCUUGAACUUGUUGCCAAUAUAUCUAGAUCAUGUUUUAUACCCAACUUUAACUCAAUCAGCUUAUCAUACAGAAGUUCAUCACAUUAAUGGAGCAGGAGAGAAUGCAGGUGUUGUUUAUUGUGAAAUGCAAGCUAGGGAAAACACUGGACACAGUCUAACACAUCUGAAUUUUUUAAGAGCAAUGUAUCCUGGCAAAUGUGGAUAUAAAAGUGAAACUGGGGGUAUAAUGAAAAAUCUAAGAACUACUUGUAGUCAUGAAAAGGUUCGUAAAUAUCAUUCAGAAUUUUAUCGAGCUGAUAAUCUUUGCUUGAUCAUUACUGGAAAGGUCAAUCCAGAAGAUGUGUUUCGUGUCAUUAAACCUUUUGAGGAUAAAAUUAUAAGCAAGGCAAAUCAGGAAAAAAAAGAACGGCCUUGGAGUGGACCAGUCCCACCAUUAGAAAAAGAAUGCAAUGAGCAACAUAUUAUUUUUCCAACAGAUGAUGAAUCCACAGGAUUGGUUGCUAUGGGUUGGAGAGGUCCGAAUGUUUUGGACUAUUAUGGAAUAACUGCAUUGAAUAUAUUGCUUAUAUAUUUGACUGAGUCUACAAUCUCACCACUGCAAAGGGAAUUAGUUCAAUGUGAAGAACCUAUGUGUGGUGAUGUUAAUGUUUGCAUGAUGGAAAACAAAGAAUCUUCAUUUUACAUUUUAACUGACAAUGUUCCAAAAGAAAAUAUUUUCCUAAUUAAAGAGAAAGUUUUGGACAUAUGUCAAAAUAUUGCCAAUGGUAAUGAAGCCAUUGACAUGGAAAGAAUGGUUGAUGUGAUACAUAAAGCUAUUCUUGAAGAGAUGAAUGCUCUAGAAGACCAUCCUCAUGAUACUCUAUCUCAUUUGGUGAUUGGAGAUUUCCUUUUUUCAGCUGAAAAUGAUGAUUUACAAUCAUAUGUUAACAAAGUUGGUCGUUUAAAAAAUCUCAAACAAGAGAAUGCAGAUUUCUGGGUUGAAUUGUUAAAAAAAUAUAUAGUCGAUCAGAAAAUGGUGGUUGUUGUUGGUGAGCCAAGUGAAGAACUGAUGAAGAAAAUGGGAGAUGAAGAAAAAACGAGGUUAACUGCUCAGGCUGAUCAGUUAGGUCCAGAAGGUCUUGAGCAGAUGAAAAAAGAAUUAGAGGCAGCUAUAAAGGAAAAUGAGCGUGAGCCUGCAAAAGAAAUUAUCAAUAGUUUGCCUAUUCCAUCACCAGAAAGUUUAUCGUUUCAUCAGAUUGAUAGUUUUUGUAACCUUGCACCACCUUCUAAUCUAGAAUUAGCAGAGAUGUUUCCUAUAAAUAGCAUUCCAUGUGCUUUUUAUGUGUACCAUGUUAAUUCACUUUUUACUACGUUAAUUGCUAUUAUUGACACAUCAAAUUUAUCUGAAGAUAGCAGAAUUUUACUACCAUUGUAUUCAGAGAUUUUGUUUGAGUCCCCAAUAAAAAAAGAUGGAGUUAUUAUUCCAUAUGAAGAAGUCGUCAAACAAAUUGAUAGAGACACCCUUAAUACUAAUGCAUCGAUAGGUGUCAAAGGUUGCCGUUUCUCUACUGGAACUUAUUCAAAUCUUCUAGUGAUUACUAUUAAGGUUGAGAAUGAAAAAUAUACAAAAGGUGUUGAAUGGCUUCGAGAUAUUCUUUAUAACUUGCAGUUUGCUCCAGAACGUUUGAAGGUGGUAGCAAAUAAAAUUCUGAAUGGCGUUGCUAAUUCUAAGAGAGAUGGAAGCAAAGUUGUUCGAACUUUAAUUAAAGAUAUGAUCUAUAAAAAAGGUAACAACAUAUCAAUGAAUAAUAUGGUUACGCAGGGUCAUUUUUUAACACAGUUGUUGAAAAAUAUUGAAACUAGUCCAGACAAGGUGAUCAAUGACUUUGAAAAUUUGAGAGCAUUGCUACUGACACCAUCAAACUUUCGAGUAUAUGUUGUUAGUAAUAUUAAUUCUUUACCUGCAAAUCCAAAUAUAAUAUGGCAAGACAUGUUUUUUAAAGAUGUACCAACUGUUUUAGACAGUUUAAAAGAAGUCCAACAAGAUUCUAUUUUUAAAUCAAACCAACUGGCGAAAAAAAUUAUUGGUGUUGGAAGCGUUGAGUCAGCAUUUCUUUACCAAUCAAGCACAGCAGUUGAUAGAUAUGAUCAUCCAGAUUAUCCUGUUAUUUUGGUUUUUAUAGAAUAUUUAUGUGGUCUGGAGGGACCACUCUGGCGUCAGAUUCGUGGUUUGGGUUUGUCCUAUAACUAUGCCAUUCAUUGCGCUCCUGCUGUUGGAACAUUAACUUUUAUUCUUUCAAAAUCAACUCAUGUGUUUAAUGCUUACAAAAAGGCAAAAGAAGUUGUUGAAGAUUUUACAUCAGGAAGGAUUUGUUUUGACUAUGGUUGUAUUGAAGCUGCAAGGAGUGGAGCAAUAUUUCAAAUUAUAGAAGGAGAAACAACCAUUGGUAACGCUGUAUCGCAGGCCAUAUUAGCAGAGUUCAAACAAAUCCCAUCGACUUUUCAUCGUGAUUUAAUCGCAAAGAUAUCGUCCGUAACAGCAGAUGAUUUAAAACGUGUUGGCGAAACUUACUUUACCAAGUUAUUUGAUGCGUCGUUUACAACUACCGCGUUAUGCUGUCAUCCCACAAAAGUUAAGGAAACCGUUUCAGCAUUUAGCAGCAUUGGAGUGUUUUUUGAGACUGUAUCGUCACUAGAUGAAGAAAUUCUCAAGAAAUUGGAAACUAAUGUAUAGUUAUAAUAAUUAUAUUUAAACAAAAACGAAACAAA